UCGCAGAAGAACUGCCUAGAUUUACACCAGGAGUUCUCAGAAAAACAGAUUCAAAACAUGGGGGAAUCAGAGACAGGUCCUUUGCUACCUUUUGUGGUUCAACAAAACCCACCAAUAAAUGAGGGAACAGACCAUCUGGACCCAAAUAUAGCCAGUGGAGAAAUGAGCCAUCCAACACAAUGGCCUGCGCCAAAGGAAUCUGGAGAGUCCAUCACGGACCUUCCUCUACAGAACAUCGCUUUUGGUUCUACAGAGCAUAGAUCAAGUUGGUUCUACUGCGCACUGAGCACAAUUUGUUCGAAGAUUAAAUUUAUCUUUGAUUCUCAAUGGCCUCUGACUUGUUUUUUAGCGAUAGCUUUUCUGGGUUUCUGGCUGCCAGUGAAGAGGAAGUCGAUAUGGCCGCUUACGUUUGUCCCUGUGUUUCUCCUGCUAUUCGGAGUAGGAGCACAUUUGUAUUUCACGCUGACCCAAGACCAUCGAAACUAUCACAUAGGAUCAAAGAUGCUUCUUUCAUCGCUGUGGAUAAGUGGUUUCGUGUCGUACGUCCUAGCUCUUUAUUACUUUAGAUACCAAUCGCAAGAGUGGAUGAGGGAUUUACGCGGACGCCAAAACCGCGCUAUCAAUGUAGCUCUCUUCACUGGGUUUUUCCUAGUAUCAUGGAUUCUCUUUGGCGAUGCCUACUAUCAGGUCAUUUUUGAUUUGGUCAACAUAAAAGCAACUAUUUUGGAGGAUUGCCGACACCCACUAGCAUGCAAUGCAGUUUUCUAUACCUUGGCGUCUUCCAUAUACUGGGGCAUGUAUUCGUCCGUUGCUGUUUGCUGUGUUUUCUUCUCCUUAUGCCUUGUCAUGGCAAAUGACAUCGAUAAAGGGUACAGACGGAUAUCUACAUGCACUGGGACCAUCACUGAUACAUUGGUCAUACACCAAGAAAUGCGACAGCAAAUAGCAGAACGGGUCAAUACGAUACGUAUUUGGUUUCUCAUCCAUAUGUUAUUCUAUGUUGUAGUUUUUUUAGCGAACAUUUUUGAGUGGUUGGAGGCUGCGCGACAGCUUCACUUUGUCUACGAGUACAUGGCUCAGAUUUGCGGUACCCUAGUUGUGCUCUACAAGUUUUUCUUCCCGUUUCUUUCUGCGAGUUACGUGACCUGGCACGAAUCAACCCUUGUGCAAGACUUGAAUGACAGACUAGAUUUCUUGCCGGGCGAAACUUUCCAUUCCCGACUUGAUCUAGAAUUGUUUCUUCAACAAAGUAGGAGACGUGGCUACGGAUUUCGUCUUUUCAAGAUUCAAAUAACCUUGACUAUUGCUAUCUUUUCCUUGCUUGGUUCAGUUUUUGGGCUGAUACAUAAUUUUAGAAGUUAA
This is a messenger RNA of Porites evermanni, 1362 nucleotides long. The record is from the annotation of a GenBank genome assembly. Lineage: Eukaryota; Metazoa; Cnidaria; Anthozoa; Scleractinia; Poritidae.